CAAUCCUUCUAUAAAUUGGAAGCAUGCAACCUCAUCAAAGUUAAGUUCAUCACAAAAACAAAUUAACAAAUUUUUUUUACAUAAAUCCAACCGAUAAACAGAAACAACAUUAUCACCUUCACCAUUUCAAUGGAUCAGAAGAAAUCUAACAAAAUUCGAGAAAUUGUUAGACUUCAACAGAUCUUAAAGAAAUGGAGAAGAAUAGCAAACUCUUCAAAAACAACCACAACAACAACCGCAAACAACAUAACUAAUAGCAAAAGCAUGAAGUUUCUGAAAAGAACACUUUCUUUAUCAGAACGUGAAGGAGGAGGAGGAGGAUCAACAAUAAACAAUGCCGUUCCAAAAGGAUAUUUAGCGGUUUGUGUUGGAGAAGAACUUAAGAGAUUCAUUAUACCAACUGAAUAUUUGAGUCAUCAAGCUUUUCAAAUACUUUUGAGAGAAGCUGAGGAAGAAUUUGGGUUUCAACAAACGGGUGUUUUGAAGAUUCCUUGUGAAGUGUGUGUUUUUGAGAGUAUUUUGAAAAUGGUUGAAGAUCAAGGGAAGAAUAAUAAGGACAAGUUUUCAAGUCAUGAAUGUAGAUCACUUAGCAUUGAAGAGAUGAUGAUGAGUUAUUGUUCUUUGGAAAAUCAACUUGCUUGUUCUCAUCAUCCUCAAAGUCCUUUGUGCAGAUAGUUUUUAUUUUUAUUUUUUAAUAAUAAUAAAUAUUAUUGGAUGUUGCAAUUUUUAUCCAUCUUUUUUGUCUCUCUUUUUUUUCUUUUUUGCCCCUUUUUACAAUAAAGUUAAUGUAUGAGAGAAAAAGAGAGGAGUGAGUUUAGUUAGAUGUAAGAAAAACCCAUUUGGGAAUUAUGAAGCAAGAAGUAUGACUUUCAUUGUCUAAAUCUUUUAUUCAAGAUCAAGAGUAUUUGGCAGCA
Molecule: messenger RNA, 914 nt
Organism: Cicer arietinum (chickpea)
Lineage: Eukaryota; Viridiplantae; Streptophyta; Magnoliopsida; Fabales; Fabaceae
Product: protein SMALL AUXIN UP-REGULATED RNA 9-like
Biological process (GO): response to auxin
Source: RefSeq, a predicted model, not a curated record